Molecule: messenger RNA, 4092 nt
Organism: Rhineura floridana
Lineage: Eukaryota; Metazoa; Chordata; Lepidosauria; Squamata; Rhineuridae
Exons: 20
Coding region: 258-2204 (648 amino acids)
Source: RefSeq, a predicted model, not a curated record
AAUAUCCACAGGACACCAAUACAAAACGUCUGUCCGGAGGCCGGGGGAGGAACAAAACGGCGAUAACUCUGGAGGCCGUCCUGGAAAAGUUGAGGGAACUAUUUGCAACAAGGCGGAAUCGGCUACAGCGGCCGACGCAGAAAGAGGCCGGACAAAGAUUUCCAGUCAGUGACUGGCGGCAGCCGCGGGCGGGCCUCCUUCCCAGCCCAACUUCCCUUGGGGAAACCCGCCCAAGCCGCGCCUGUGGAGGAGAAACCAUGAGCUGCGCCGCGUUACUGAGGCUCCAGACAGCCAUCGCCGUCCCCCGACUUUUGGGGGCGGGAAGCAGUAGCAGCAGCUGCGGCCGCCGUUGGAGAAGCGAGCCGUGCACUCCUCAACCGAGCCCUGUGCGGAUCGGCUGCGCCUCAGGCUUCUGGGGAGACACGGCGGCCUCAGUUCCUCAACUACUCUAUGGAGGGAAGCUGGAUUUCCUGGUUUUUGAUUACCUUUCUGAAAUUACAAUGUCUUUACUAGCUACUGCCAAAGCUAGAUCUCCAGAUUUGGGAUAUACUCCUGAUUUUGUAUUAACUGCAAUGGCUCCUUAUAUUAAGGACAUACACAGGAAAGGUGUCCGUGUUGUCAGUAAUGCUGGUGGAAUGAAUCCACUUGCCUGUGCUGCUGCUGUCCAACAAGUAGCCAAAAAAGCUGGCAUUGACUUGAAGAUUGCUGCAGUUACUGGCGAUGAUUUAAUGGGAGAGUUAAACAGCAUAAAAGAAUCUGUCUCAAAGGGGGAGAAUGGGAAGCUGUUUCCAGAAAACAUUCAGAGCAUGAAUGUAUAUCUGGGUGCAAGACCAAUAAGCAGAGCUCUUGACCUAGGAGCAGACGUCGUGGUGACUGGAAGAUGUGUUGACAGUAGCCUUGUACUGGGACCACUAAUUCAUUCUUUUGGCUGGAAUAGAGAUGAGUUUAGCCUUUUAGCAUCUGGAAGUCUUGCAGGCCAUCUGAUUGAAUGUGGUGCUCAGUGUACAGGUGGAAUAUUCACCGACUGGCAUAGUGUACCAGACUGGCAUAACAUCGGUUUUCCCAUAGUAGAAUGUUCCUCUGAUGGAAGUUUUAUUGUAUCCAAACCACGUAACACAGGGGGCCUCUUGUCUUUUGGCACGGUGGCGGAACAGUUGGUAUAUGAAAUUGGUAAUCCUAAGGAAUAUCUCCUACCAGAUGUCAUAUGCGACUUCUCUCAAGUUUCUCUUACUGAAAUCCCAGGUAGUGAAGGUGGUGCAGUGAAAGCUCAGGGAGCUAAAGGAUUACCUCCAUCAACAUUUUAUAAGGUAAAUGCUGCUUACCUUGAUGGAUUCAGAGCUACAGCUUGCUGCCCAGUAGGAGGACCAAAAGCAAUAGAAAAAGGAAGAAGAACUGCUGAAAGUAUUUUGGAAAGGACUCGCAUUAUGUUUGAUCAACUGGGAUAUGAGGACUACAGUGAAAUUAACCUACAGAUUUUAGGUUCUGAGGAAACAUAUGGACCACAUGCCAGAAAAAAAAAGGAUGAUGGUCCCCGGGAAGUUGUUAUUUGGCUUGCUGUACUUCAUAAGCAGAAAAAGGCAGUGGAAAUCUUUUCCAGAGAGAUCGCCCCAGCUGGAACAGGAAUGGCACCUGGUCUCACUGGAAUAGUUGGAGGACGUCCAAAAGUGUCUCCAGUUCUGAAACCAUUUUUCUUCCUUUAUCCAAAACAAAAUGUCAAGAUUGACAUAUUUAUGAAUGGACAACAUGUUGAAAUAUUUGAGGAAGAUCUUUCAUUCACUUCAGAUGCAGCUAUUUCACAUGAUGAAACCCCAUCUCAAGAAGAGUUAAAAGAUCUACCAAGUGGUCCACAUGUGUAUCGCCUGGAAGAUCUUGCCUAUACCAGAAGUGGGGACAAAGGCAAUUCUGCAAAUAUAGGUGUUGUAGCUCGACAUCCCCUGUACUAUCCAUACCUUAAAAAAGCAUUAACUGCUCAGGCUAUAGAAGGUUAUUUUCAACAUAUUUUAGAGACGAAACAGCCUGAAGAGCGCUUGGUCACAAGAUAUGAAUUGCCAGGAAUAUAUGGAUUAAACUUUGUUCUAAAAAACGCUCUUGGUGGUGGUGGCACUGCAUCUCUGAGAAGUGACCCACAGGGCAAGGCAUUUGGGCAGAUGCUGUUGGACUUCCAGAUUAAAAAUGUUCCGGAUUUAAAAUCUUUAGUAGAAUGAUGUCAUUGGCCUCACUCAGUUUUUAAACCAUGUUAAACAUCAACCAGAAGAACAUUACUAAGUCAAAAAUCAAGAAACCACUAAAAUGUUUUGGUGGCAAUUAUCAUGCAAAAGGUUUAACUAAUGCCUAUGCACAGAUAAGGGAAAGUUUUGAGUAAUGCCAGAUUUGUUGCUUUGUACGUGACUGGUAUUUCCUGUCUCGUGCAUUGAAUGAAGAGCCUAUUUAUUUCCUGUUAAUAUAAUUAAGCAAUAAAUUAUGGAAUAUCUUUCUGAGAGAUAACCACUGUUCCCAAAUAAAAAAAGUUUGUCCUUCUCCACUGCUUUUUGGUACAGCAGGAACCCUAGCAACACUGUGUAAUCUUGAUAAUAUAUAGUUUGCCACCAUUAAAGCAUCACUGUUUGCAAAUAGAUGCUGCCUUAUGGGACCCAGGUGUUGUUACUGCCUCGGUCUGUAGUAUGCCUAAUUACACUAGCAACUCAAAACAAAUGAUGAUGUUUGCUACUUAGCCAGUUCUCAAGCAGGCAAAAAAAUCUUAUGUUUGCUUGUUCCUUCAGUCUUUAAUGGUUAUUGAAACGUAGCUGCUGGGUGAGCACUGAUUUAAUUGAAGGGUUCCUAAUAUACUCUGUCCCAGUCUUUCCCAACCUGGUUCUCUCCAGAUGUUUUAAAGUAUAACUCUCAUCCAUUUUAGCCAGCAGGCCAAUGGCCAGAGAUUAUGGGAGUUAUAGUCCAAGACAUCUGGAAGGAACCACGCUGGGAAAGGCUGCUGUAUGGCUACUUCUGCUGCAUUAAUGACCUAAAGUAUGCAACCAGUUAAGUAUGUAUAUUCAGUAAACGACAUAGUAUUUGUAUUUAGCCAACAUGCAGCAAGAUAAAUUAUAUUGAUGGUAUAUAACUAAUGAAAGGUUACUCUGGAUUUCUCCAGAUUGUGUUGAGCUAUUCUGUACUCUUGAAUCAGUUUCCCAUUCCAAAAUGAAAUACUCCAAGAGUCUUCACUGUGCAUUGCAAAACUGAGAGAAGUCAGGGCUAAUAGGAAGCUAAGGAAGAAAAAAAUGUUGCAAGGCAGCUGAAGAGAAGGUAAUCGGACAAGGUGAGCAAUUUGAAGUACCACUGAUCACACUUUCUACUAGAAACUAAAACCUCAUUCAUGUCCAUAUUCAUGAGACAAGGUGGGAACCUUAGCCCUACUCUGAAUGCACUUUAAUGUAAGUUUUACACAAACCUGCAAAGAUCCAAAGAGUUAUUCAGAUAAGCCUAAAGAGGUGGGGAUGCCCAGAGGGAUUUUAAACUCCCCCAUGCCACCAUACUAUGUCACAAACUGCUUUUGAAACUCAGUUUUAAAAGUGGUUUGCCAUGGCAAGGAGGGGAACAGUUCUGAAGAUGAUAAAUAAAAGUAUUUAGGUCUCUUGGGCAUAUUAAACUAUUGAUUCUUUGCAUGCUGGCUCUUGAACUUGAAAGAUCACAUUUGAUGGUACAAUGAGUUAAAACGGUAUUGGUUUAGAGUACAUCAGAAAUCCUGAUUGCAGUGAAGAGAAAAAAUGGUAUAUGAGUGCAAGUUUUAAAUGUUUUAUUGGGAAGGACUGAGUACAAAUGUUAUUUUGGAUAUAUUUUUUAGAAUUAUUAUUUGUAGAUGUUUUUGCUUGUAAAAAUGAUUUUAUAAUACUAGUUUUGACUAUGCUAACUUUACCAGAAACUUGCAGAUGCAUAUUAAAGCCAAGGCUUAUAAACAGGUUUUCCAUAUUAGUCCCUCCUGAAGCAUUGCUCAAGCUACCUUUAAAAUCUGACUAUGUUGAUCAGCCUUUGGACUUGGUCUUAAGAGUUCUGUGCAGAACUAAUAAAAGUAGAUAGUACAUCUGGGUGUGGUCCAUUUCAUUACUCAAAGUGCUACAC